UCUGGGAAUGGAGCCUUCGUGUGUCUGUGAGGGAGGUACGGGGUGUGUGUGUGGAAUGGUGGUGGGUUGGAGGUAACCUGCUGAUCGAUCGCAUUCUCUGUCACACAUACUUUCUGCCUCACACACACACAGAGCGACACACGCAGGGGGCGUUUUUCUCCCUCUCCAUUAGAAACAACGGACGGCCAGGCGGGAGAGCUGCAUCUUCUGUUUAGGUAGUUAUAGCUGGAGCGUAUACAGCUACUGGCCUCUACUGCCUGCUUACAUCUGUCAGCUGGCCGCCCGAUACGUGGAUCCUUUUGUGUCCGACUUCCAUUGUGCCAUCUAUUGUGGGGGCUAAAGGAAACCGCUGCCAGUGGACAAGAUGAAAGAACACAGGGGCUGGGACCUCAAAGGCUUACUGAAGAGGAACUGGUUGCUGAUUGCGACCAUUGUGUCGGUGCUGUUAGGGAUAGGCCUUGGGGUGUUGGUUAGGGAAUAUGCCUCCCUUUCCCACCUCGAUAAGCAGUAUUUUGGAUUCCCGGGAGAUAUCCUGAUGCGGAUGCUCAAGCUGGUCAUCCUGCCCCUCAUCAUCUCCAGCAUGAUAACAGGAGUGGCCGCCCUGGAUUCGGAUGUUUCCGGAAAGAUAGGUUUGAGGGCUGUGGUUUAUUACUUAACCACCACCAUCAUUGCAGUCCUUUUGGGUAUUGCAUUGGUGAUAACCAUCAAACCUGGUGUCUCUCAGAAGGCAGAAAACAUCGACAGGACAGAGGUCACACAAAACGUCAACACUGUCGACACACUACUGGAUCUUGUCAGAAACAUGUUUCCUGAAAACAUAGUGCAGGCUUGUUUCCAACAGUACAAGACAAUGCGCAAAGAGUUGGAACCCUCUAAAGUGAAGGAGAACACUACAACCACAAUGUUCCCUCCUCUCUCUACCACUGUCAUGGCAACCAUUCUUCCCCCAGAGAACAUCAGCAAGGACUAUAUAAUAGUCGGGUCAUAUUCUGAUGGGCUCAACGUGCUGGGCCUCAUCGUGUUCUGUGUGGCGUUUGGUCUCGUCAUCGGCAAGAUGGGUGAAAGGGGACGCAUCCUGCUGGAGUUCUUUGAUGCUUUAAACGAGGCCACCAUGAGGCUAGUUCAGAUUAUCAUGUGCUAUAUGCCAGUGGGGAUACUCUUCCUCAUCGCUGCCAAGAUCAUCGAGGUAGAAGACUGGGAAAUCUUCAGGAAGUUGGGCAUGUACAUGGUGACAGUUUUGAGUGGCCUAGCUAUCCACUCUACUGUUUUUUUGCCACUGAUCUACUUUGUCAUUGUGAGGAAGAAUCCGUAUACCUUUGCCUUGGGGAUGGCUCAGGCACUGGUCACUGCUCUCAUGAUCUCUUCCAGCUCUGCCACCCUGCCCGUCACCUUCCGCUGUGCCGAAGAGAACCUCCGGAUCGACAAGAGGAUCACCCGCUUCGUGUUGCCCGUGGGCGCCACCAUCAACAUGGACGGUACAGCUCUCUACGAGGCCGUCGCUGCCAUCUUCAUUGCCCAGCUCAACGACUAUGAUCUUGACGUGGGUCAGAUUGUCACCAUCAGUGUAACAGCAACAGUAGCCAGCAUCGGAGCCGCCGGUGUACCUAACGCUGGCUUUGUUACCAUGGUGAUUGUGCUGACUGCCGUUGGACUACCGGCAAAUGAUGUCACUUUAAUUAUUGCUGUGGAUUGGCUGCUAGACCGCUUCCGCACCAUGAUCAACGUGCUGGGAGAUGCCUACGGAGCUGGCAUUGUUCAGAAGCUGUCCAUGCGGGAGCUGGAGAGGAUGGACGGCACCUCGGUCGUGACUAACCCUUUCGCCCUGGGGACCACGCUGGACAACGAGGAGUGUGAGAAGAAGUCCUAUGUCAACGGCGGCUUCACCGUCGACAAAACCGACGCCAUCUCUUUCACUGAGACCUCCCAGUUUUAGGAGGAAGGGGGGGGAGCAAAGAAGUGCCAAUGCUGCUAGAUGUUUAGCCUGGUUCUGUUUGUUGCCUGGUUCUAGUUCUGUGACCAACAUUUCCUGUUGAUGCAGGAUUACUGCUGGAGGAUUAUUUUCCUGCUGUAGCACACUGGCUCAAAUUAAGAUCCUACAUCUGUAGCAAUAUCAGCCACCACCAUCUGUUCUAUCUUGAUUCUCUUUCCAGCACUGUCCCCGAUGAUCAGUAUGUUUUUUAACCACAAGUGAAAAUCCUCAGCAGCCCUUAAAAUGAGCUGGGCUGUAUCUGAAAUGACACCCUAUUGCCUAAAUAGGCCCUGGUCUAAAGUAGUGCACUAGUCGUGCACUGUAGAGAAUGAGGUGCCCUUUGGGAUGAACCCAUGCUCUCUUUUACCAAAAGAGCUUCCAUUGUUAUGUUGACAUAGUGCCGACAAUGUACACAGUCACUUUUGAAUGAAUCAAUACUUUUGCUAUUGUUUUUACAUAGAGGGAACAAAGGGGACUACAAGAGCCAGAGCUUUUGAAAUUCAUACCUACAGCGCGUGGGUGUAACUGAAAUAAUAUAUGGCCAGACUGAGCUGUGCAUAUGUAUUGCAAAAAAUAGCAUGGAAGAAGAAAUAACUAUUCUUGAUGUUCAAUACACUGUAUAUUGCAAAGACUCAAACAGACUUUGUUUGCUCUUCAGAAGAUGACUACUCUUUGCAAAUUAUUUUGUGUGUGACUUUUUAUUUCGUUUUGUCCAUUUUUGUUCUGGGGGGGUCAGAUACAAAGACAACCCCAACCCAUUCCACCCACCCGCCCGCAUUCUCCCUCCCCACUCAGAAAGCAUGCCUCCCACCCCAUCUAGCCCUCCCCACUCAGAAACCAUGCCUCCCAUCCCAUCUAGCCCUCCCCACUCAGAAACCAUGCCUCCCAUCCCAUCUAGCCCUCCCCACUCAGAAACCAUGCCUCCCACCCAUCAGCCCUCCCCACUCAGAAACCAUGCCUCCCAUCCCAUCUAGCCCUCCCCACUCAGAAACCAUGCCUCCCACCCCAUCUAGCCCUCCCCACUCAGAAACCAUGCCUCCCAUCCCUUCCCAUCUCACCCAGCAACAGAGGUUGUCUAUCAGUCCCCCCCCAUCCCCCAACAACAUCCAGAGACCCCCGUACCACCCCUUCCCCGUGGGCCUGAAAGCGAGAAAAAAAAAGUUAAUAAAAGCAAGUUGAAAUAAAUAUAAUUGGUUUGUAUGUGUGGAGCUUUAGCUGAGAUUGUUCUUUAAAUAGUCAUGUAUAUUUGUUGGUGAAAGUUAAUGUUCUUAAGCUUUACAAUAUGUGCCAAACAUCUUAUUCAUUAACUUUAUAUCAUUCAUCCAUGUAAUUUUAUUGCAUGAAGCAAUAUUACAAAUAAAUACAGUGGGAAACUUGUAAUGAACAUAGACCUGCUGAAUGUCUUUUUCAAGUGACCAAUAGCCUUUAAGAAAGUAGAGUUGAUGGGCACACUAACGAGAUUUGAGUUUAAUUGAAUACUGUGAAAUAUUUUCAUAAUGAAUUGCUAAAGAGGAUGGAUGACUUUUUAAUAAGGAUUGUCUUGACAAUAAAGGCUUUCUGAUAAACGCUAA
Molecule: messenger RNA, 3540 nt
Organism: Salmo salar (Atlantic salmon)
Lineage: Eukaryota; Metazoa; Chordata; Actinopteri; Salmoniformes; Salmonidae
Product: excitatory amino acid transporter 3
Biological process (GO): L-glutamate transmembrane transport
Cellular component (GO): plasma membrane
Molecular function (GO): glutamate:sodium symporter activity; L-glutamate transmembrane transporter activity; L-cysteine transmembrane transporter activity
Source: RefSeq, a predicted model, not a curated record